This is a messenger RNA of Drepanopeziza brunnea f. sp. 'multigermtubi' MB_m1, 2631 nucleotides long. The record is from RefSeq and is a predicted model, not a curated record. NCBI's taxonomy places the organism in Eukaryota, Fungi, Ascomycota, Leotiomycetes, Helotiales, Drepanopezizaceae.
AUGAGAAUGUUGCAAAAUAUUCGUUGGACCAUUCUAGGCAGGGGAAUAGAUGUCCUUACGAAACUUGAUUCUUCCGUCUCCGGGCUCCUUGAUGCAGACGCACUGAGACGGCUCGAGACGAACGGCGAGAAUUCCACUCUGGAAGCUUCGGUCCCCGGAUGGAAACAACUGGCGUCCGAGAGUAUUUUGAACAGCUACAACGCUUUGCUGAUUUUCCUCGCAAUAAUAUCGGUAGUCUUUCAAGAUCCUGAUUGGACACUUUUCGUAAUCAUCUUGAUUGUGGUACCGCUGGCUGCAAGCAUAAACUUUUUUCAGGAGUACAGAAGCGUAAAGGCGGCUCAAACCAUACCAGAAGAAGUGGCACCUGUCAAUGUUCGGCGGCAGUCUGUGGAGGCCGAGCCAAAAGAGAGGCUCAUAGACCCUCGGAAGUUGGUUCCCGGAGACGUGUUGAUCCUCAGUGCUGGCGAUGUCGUGCCCGCGGAUUGCAAAGUUCUGAAGUCUUUAAACCUGUGCGUCUCGCAAUCAAGCCUCACUGGGGAAAGUCAGCCGCAGCCUAAAGAUGACUGCUGUGGUGAUCUGAGUGGCCAUCAUCCUAAUGUUUUCGAUCUGCCAAACGUGCUAUUUUCUGGGUCGAAAGUCAUAUCAGGAAGUGGACUGGCUGUUGCUUUCACUACGGGCAAGAACACUUACAUUUCCGCUAUGGCCCAGGAGCUCAAUAGUCGACGAGCUCAAAAUUCGUUUCAAAAGAGCAUGAAUAAGAUUGUCUUCAUGAUGAUUGGGUUCAUGCUUAUCUCGUUUACUAUUGUUCUUGUUAUUAAAGGAUGUAAUACUGGCCACUGGAAAAAGUCCGUUAUGUUUGCUCUCAGCACGGCAGCAACGCUUGUACCGGAGAUGCUUCCUGCAAUGGUCACCGCAAACCUUUACCGGGGAAAGCAUAUUCUAUCCAAGAAGACUGUGAUUGUCCGUCACAUGGAAACUAUCCAAAGUUUAGGUUCUAUGACAAUACUAUGUAGCGACAAGACUGGUACAUUGACAAAAGAGGAUAUUGAACUCUCGCAAUCCUUGGAUCCCUCGGGUCAAGAGAGCACACAGGUCUUUGGCUUAGCACACACCAACGCCUUUUACCAAAGUGGCACAAAGAAUGCCAUUGAUUCUGCAAUCCUCGAUAACAGUGGUGUUGAUGAAAAGGGUGUUGAGAUGGCUACCAAAAUUGGCGAGAUUCCUUUUACUUUCGAAGCGAGACGAUCAAGCUGCAUCGUUCGAACAUACAUGGGUGGUUUGAAGCUUAUCUGCAAAGGUGCUUACGAGGAAGUCCUUGCUUUGUGCUCGGGGGUUCGAUUUAGAACUGGGAUUGAGACACUCAAUGAGCAAAACCGCCGCAGUCUGUUUGCUAAAGUUGACGCUCUCAAUGCGCAGGCCUUCCGAGUCAUUUUGAUUGCUUCAAAGGACCUCUCCGAGGCAGAAGUUGACACCGACGGUGACUUAGGUGGCCUUGACAAGGAUAUGGUAGUGGAAGGCCUUCUCACAUUCCUCGAUCCUUUGAAGGAUGACGCCAAAGAUUCUGUUCUGCGCCUACAGAACCUUGGCAUCGAUGUCAGAAUCCUCACUGGAGACAAUUUGAAAGUCGCCAUCAGUAUAGCCCGAAGCCUUGAUAUCGGUCAAGAGCUUGAAGAUGAGCCCUCCGCGAUCUGUGGUCCAAGACUGGCGGAGAUAACAGACCCCAAAGAGUGGAAUAGCACCAUCAAACGGUGUAAGAUAUUUGCAAAGCUUACCCCUGCACAGAAGGGAAAUGUCGUCGAAGCGCUGCAGGCUCAGGGGGAGGUUGUCGGAAUGGUCGGAGACGGAAUCAAUGAUUCUAUCGCUCUAAGUCGUGCCGAUGUAGGGAUUUCGGUCCAUUCGGGACAAGCUGUCGCCAAGCAAAGUGCCGAUAUCAUCUUGCAAGAGAAACGGCUUUCUACGAUCAUUGAUUCUGUCAUGGUUGGGAGAACCACGCAUGGAAAUAUAAUGAAAUACCUCAAGCUCAUCCUAGUUGCCAACUUUGGUAACAUAAUCUCGGUGGUUGCCGCUUCAGCUUGGUUUCCAUUCGACCCGAUCUCGCCUACACAGAUGGUUCUCCAAAAUCUACUCUACGACUUAGGACAAAUCGCUAUACCCUUCGAUGAUGUAGAUCAUGAGUAUCUUGCUAUACCUCGUCCACUGUCUAUCGGGGACCUAUCUAGAUUCGUUUUUUUGAUCGGUCCUAUCACGAGCACCGUCGAUAUCGCCACAUUCCUCCUCAACACCUACUACUAUGGCCUUGGACCUUCUAGCGACCACUCCCAGAUACAAAAAUUCCAGUGCAACUGGUUCGUCCUGGGCCUGCUGAGCCAGAUUCUGGUUGUCUACGUGACUCGCACCGCCAGAAUCCCCUUUCUCCAAGCUCACCCAUCACGGCCACUGGUUGUUAGCACUUUGCUGGUCUCUGUAAUCGGUUUCAUCAUCCCGUAUAUUCCCAAGCUCAACAAUGCCCUUGGGCUGGUCCCUCCGGAUGGAAGCUUUUUGGGUAUCCUGGCCGCCCUCUUGUUGUUGUACGCGAUGGUGACGCAACUCUUUAAGACUAUGUAUAUCAAGAUGUUCAAUCGUUGGCUGUAG